Messenger RNA from Parastagonospora nodorum SN15, 1614 nucleotides. RefSeq lists its product as hypothetical. The transcript is spliced from 2 exons. Lineage: Eukaryota; Fungi; Ascomycota; Dothideomycetes; Pleosporales; Phaeosphaeriaceae. The record is from RefSeq and is a predicted model, not a curated record. The coding region runs from base 1 to 1614 and encodes 537 amino acids.
AUGGCCAGCAGGAAACUCAGCUUCGGCAUCAGCAUGCCCACAGAUGAAGGCGCCGAGGGAGCGGAUCAAGUCACGGCCAGCCACGACCGCGUGGGAGGGGAAGUCGCGACUGGAAACCGCCUGCCCAACAAUGACAAUGCACAUCGCGACCUUGCGACCCCGGAGCGACCUUGGGAUCCCGUCGCUGACCCAUUCUUUUCUGCUACAUCUUAUCCGCCCACUGUAUCGCACUACUUCACCGAUGGCGCUCAAGACACAGACGCUGAUCAUGUGAUGCAAGACACCAUGGCUACACCAAACCAGCCACCGGCUCACUUUCCCCUUGGACAGCUUGAUUACGGCGAGCCAUUCCUCACGUUGACCGAGGCAGAGAAAGGGGCUAUGGCGACAAUCCUUGAGCCAGUGCGCGAUAAGCUUGUGGCGCUGAAGCGGACGACGGAGGAGAGCUUGCCGCCGUAUCAUCCGAGCACGAGAGCGAAUCCACACGCGCAAGUGUUGGGGACGCGUCUGGACGGCAUCGCCAAGCACGCGCAGCAGCACCUGGCGCGGGUCGCCGAAUCUGGACGGGGAAUGGAGGAGUUGCGGCUAUGGUAUGUUCCUCCAGUAUCCAUUAAUGAAACAGCCUUCUUCUUUACAUGCUCUUGCCUAACGUACGGACCAGUCGCUACAACCCAUCUGGACAUCUUUCGCAUCUACCGCAACAGGCUCGCUCGUCAAGUACCCCCGGCGCAGAUUGAAGCGGAGCAGGCUCAGCACGAAAGUUGGGUACAAGACGUAGCAUCUCGAAGGCGUGAAACCUUUGGGGAAGCCGCAGCUCGCUUGGCCGGACGCCUACAGUCGGAGCUCAACGACUCAAUAGUAGUAAGCAUGCUCGAAGAAGAGGAACGACAGAAGCAAGUGGAGAAUGAUGGACAGGUAGCAAGAAUGCUCGCAGAACAGCUUGAUGCUGAACGGAGUUACGCAAGCAACAGAGACAGACACAUUGAGAAGGUUGAUGAGCCUGCUUGUAGCCCUGAUUACAGUAUGGAGGAUGACUGCCGAGGUGCCCUCUGGAGCCUUGAUGCUGACGAUGAAGAAGCUGAGGUCCUCCCAAUUGACGGACCCUUACUCAGUCAGGCUGAAGACAACCGAACAGGACACGGCGCAGAUCACGCCGAAGCCCUGCGCAAACUUCAUCGCGAAGUUGAAGACAAAUUUGCCGUCGAUCAUAAAUACCACGAAUCUUUCACCUGGCCGUUGGACGACGAUCGAGCGCGACAGCUUGCCCAAGAUGCCAAGAUAGCUCGUAUGCUCCAAACCAAGCUCGAUGCCGAAAGCCAAAACAUACCGGCCCUCCUCCCUCUCGAUGAUACCAAUCACAUUUCCCGGCCUCGUCUAGAUGAUUGGAUUCUUACACGGGACUUUGCCCAGCAAGAGGCACUCGAUGGACCGCAAUGCAAACCUCACACCCGCUACCGAACUGCUAGAGAAAAGUCUACACAAGGCAACCCAUGUGGCGCUGAUCCUCAAGCUGCUAUACAACCUCGCGCACCUGCCGCACACAGUCGUUCAACUCACGAACGCCGCACCAGUGCUAUCGAAGAAGAAACAGAGGACGAAGAUGACGGUGUUUAG